Messenger RNA from Cyphellophora attinorum, 1386 nucleotides. Its product is annotated as putative transporter MCH4. The transcript has 4 exons. Bases 1 to 1386 code for a protein of 461 amino acids. Gene Ontology annotation, cellular component: fungal-type vacuole membrane. Lineage: Eukaryota; Fungi; Ascomycota; Eurotiomycetes; Chaetothyriales; Cyphellophoraceae. Gene Ontology annotation, molecular function: transmembrane transporter activity. Gene Ontology annotation, biological process: transmembrane transport. The record is from RefSeq and is a predicted model, not a curated record.
AUGACGAUCAGCGACUUGGAGAAACCCGAGGCUAUCGAGGAGUAUGACGACAAUGGCUUAACCAGAAGUCCAACCGCCGUCGAUGAUAUUGGACGAGCAGAUGCGUUGCAAAAGACGACGUCCGCCGCCAGCGCAAAGGUCAAGGCCACCAUAGGCAAUGUACUCAGCGCGACAGCGUCUCGAGUAACGACUCGCCACAUCACCGACCCAGGGCCUGCCCCAGAUGGAGGAAUUAAGGCAUGGAUACAGGUAGCGAUGGCUUUCCUGACUUGUGUGUCGACAUGGGGAUACAUAAAUUCUUUUGGCGUCUUUCAGACAUACUACACGGAGGCGCUGGGUGAGACUCCUUCAACAGUCUCAUGGGUCGGGUCCCUGCAGCUGUUCGUGAUCUUUGCAGUCAGCGUCUUUUCAGGUCGGGCCCUCGACGCUGGACUCUUCCUGCCUACGUUCGUUACGGGAGCCGUCAUUCAGGUCGUUGGGAUAUUCAGCAACAGCUUCUCUAAGACGUUCUGGCAACUACUGCUGAGUCAAGGAGUCUGCACAGGCCUCGGGUCUGGGAUCGUCUUUUGUCCAGCGAUGGGGAUCGUGACCACAUACUUUCUGGAGAACAGGGCGCUCGCGAUCGCAAUUGUCAGCACAGGAAAUUCUGUUGGUGGUAUUGUCUACCCGAUCAUUGUGCGAUCACUUCUUCCUAAAAUCGGGUUUGCAUGGACAAUCCGAGCACUUGGUUUCGUCAACCUGGCUUGCUUGGCAACAGCUACCGCCUGCUUCAGAGCACGACUUCCACCACGCAAAGGAGGACCAAUCGCCGAGAUUUCAGCAUUUCGAGAAGUGCCGUAUCUGUGUACGGUGCUGGCCUUCUGUUUUGUCUUUGGCGGCUUGUUCUUCACCUACUAUUUCCUUGGAUCUUUCGGCCGUGACGUGAUCGGGAUGUCUUAUACCGAGUCCACAAACCUGAUCACGAUCUUCAACGGAGUCGGUGUCCCCAUACGACUCCUGACCGGACACAUUGUCGACAAAUAUGUUGGACCGUUGAACGGAAUGAUCCCACUGCUAUUUCUGAACUCGAUCUUCGCGUUUGCCUGGACCGGAGUAAAAUCUAGAGUCGGCAUGUACGUGUUUGCUGCUUUCUACGGAUGCUCGGCAGGAGCAUUCCAGUGUCUCUUCACGACAACGAUCACAAGCCUGAACAAGGACAUGUCGAAGAAUGGAGUGAGGAUAGGCAUGGCAUUCUCAGUCUUCAGUUUAGCUGGGUUGACCGGUCCGCCUAUCGGAGGAGCGUUAUUGCAGACGAAUGGAGGCGGAAGAGGUGGAUAUAUGGCAGCUCAAAUUGGAUCAAGAAAGACGGGUGGACAUGGACAAAGUGCUGAGUACUAUUACUUUUGA